AUGGGAACUAGGGUAAAGAAAUUAAGGGCGAAGAAAGUAGAAGGGCUCUUAAUGCAAAUAGCCAGUCUAGAAAGGAAACACAAAUCCAAUAUGUCAGAAGAAGCUCAACAUAACUUGGAUCUAUUACGCUCCCAAUUAAAAGACGUGCUCAAUGUUACAUCUGCCAGAGCUUUGCAAAAGUUAAGGUUUAAAUAUUAUUCGCAUGGAGACAAGGGUUCUAGACUAGUGUCGGCUCUUUUGAAGGCCCAGAGAAACAAAACCUUUAUUAGUGCGGUGAAGACUAAAUCGGGUAAUAGAAUGACGACGACCCCUGCCAUUGCCGAGGAAUUUUGUAAAUUCUAUACCUCAUUAUACAACCUAGAGGACGCCUCUAGAGAUGCUCCUCCCCAUAUGCAGGAUCACAUUGAUACGUUCCUUCAAUCCAUAAAAAUUCCUACCCUCAAUGAAGCUGGGAAAGCUAGCCUAUUAAUACCUUUCACUAUCAAGGAGAUAGAAGCAACUCUCCACACUAUCCCGUCUGGCAAAAGCCCGGGACCUGACGGAUUCCCGAUUGCCUAUUAUAAAAAAUUCAAGGAGGUAUUGUUGCCUCACUUUGCUAAUUUAUGCAACUCUCUGAUGUCGGGUUCUUCUCUCACUCCCCAGGCCCAAUUGGCCCACAUAAGUAUUUUACAUAAAGAAGGGAAAGACCCGGAGGAAUUGCUUAAUACAGAUUUGAAAUGGUGGGCGAAGCUCUUGAGCCAGCGCAUUUCCAAAUUGCUCCCAGGGCUAAUAGGAGAAGAACAGGUCAUUGAUGCUAUAUUUUCAUUAUACUCAGCCCCUUCAGCCAAAGUGUUGGUUAAUGGAACUCUGUCGGACGCCUUUCAGAUUAAGAAUGGAACUAGGCAGGGGUGCCCACUUUCUCCAACCCUGUUUGUUUUGAACUUGGAGACCCUCUUGUUGAAAUUUAGACAGUCCCCCGUCAUUGAAGGACUGAGAAUUGAAGGUGUACAUCAUAAGAUGGUGGCCUUUGCUGAUGACCUUCUUCUGAUGAUCACGAACCCAGAGGAAGCCAUGCCUCAUGUCCUGGGAAUUUUUGAACAGUUUGGAGGUGUCUCUAAUUUCAAAAUAAAUAUGGAUAAAUCCGAAGCCUUAAGUUUCUCAUUGGAUCCUCCAUUUUCAUGUUCGGAAUGUGGGGAAUGUUUUAGUCAUAAAUUAUGUCUUGUAAAACAUCUGAGAAUUCACACAGGGGAGAAACAUCAGAAAGUUCAUACAGGAGAGAAACCAUAUCCAUGUCCUGAAUGUGAGAAAUGUUUUACUGAUCAAUCAAGUUAUAAUAAACAUCAGAAAGUUCAUACAGGAGAUAAACCAUUUAUAUGUCCUGAAUGUAAGAAAUGCUUUAAUCGGAAAGAUCAUCUUAAAACACAUCUGAGAACUCAUACAGGAGAGAAGCCCUAUUCAUGUCCUGAAUGUGGAAAGUGUUUUAGUAUAAAAUCAAGUCUUGAGGUGCAUCAGAGAAUUCACACAGGGGAGAAGCCAUUUUCAUGUCCAGAAUGUGAGAAAUGUUUUAGUAGCAAAUCACAUCUUAUUAAACAUCAGAAAACUCACACAGGGGAGAAGCCAUUUUCAUGCCCUGAAUGUGGGAAAUGUUUUAAUUAUAAAUAUAAUCUUGUGCAGCAUCAGAGAAUUCACACAGGGGAAAAGCCAUUUUCAUGUCCAGAAUGUGAGAAAUGUUUUAGUAGCAAAUCAAAUCUUAUUAAACAUCAGAAAACUCACACAGGGGAGAAACCAUUUCCAUGUCCUGAAUGUGAGAAAUGUUUUACUGAUAAAUCAAGUUAUAAUAAACAUCAGAAAGUUCAUACAGGAGAUAAACCAUUUAUAUGUCCUGAAUGUGAGAAGUGCUUUAUUCGGAAAGCUCUUCUUAAAACACAUCUGAGAACUCAUACAGGAGAGAAGCCCUAUUCAUGUCCUGAAUGCGAAAAGUGUUUUAGUAUAAAAUCAAGUCUUGAGCUGCAUCAGAGAAUUCACACAGGGGAGAACCAAUUUUCAUGUACCGAAUGUGAGAAAUGUUUUAGUAAGAAAUCUAAUCUUAUUCAACAUCAGAGAACUCACACAGGAGAGAACCCAUUUUCAUGCUCAGAAUGUGGAAAGUUGUUUAGUGUGAAAUCAAGUUUUGUGAGACACCUGAAAAUUCACACAGGAGAGAACCCAUUUUCAUGCUCAGAAUGUGGAAAGUUGUUUUGUGUGAAAUCAAGUUUUGUGAGACACCUGAAAAUUCACACAGGAGAGAAACCAUUUUCAUGCACUGAAUGUGGAAAGUGUUUUAGUGAGAAAUCAAGUCUUGAGGUGCAUCAGAGAAUUCACACAGGG
Bufo gargarizans (Asiatic toad) is the source of this 2346-nucleotide messenger RNA. Its product is annotated as oocyte zinc finger protein XlCOF6-like. The annotation marks the transcript as partial. The record is from RefSeq and is a predicted model, not a curated record. The transcript has 4 exons. Gene Ontology annotation, cellular component: nucleus. Gene Ontology annotation, molecular function: DNA-binding transcription activator activity, RNA polymerase II-specific; RNA polymerase II cis-regulatory region sequence-specific DNA binding. Lineage: Eukaryota; Metazoa; Chordata; Amphibia; Anura; Bufonidae. Gene Ontology annotation, biological process: regulation of transcription by RNA polymerase II.